Molecule: messenger RNA, 1401 nt
Organism: Thyridium curvatum
Lineage: Eukaryota; Fungi; Ascomycota; Sordariomycetes; Thyridiales; Thyridiaceae
Exons: 1
Coding region: 1-1401 (466 amino acids)
Molecular function (GO): zinc ion binding; nucleic acid binding
Source: RefSeq, a predicted model, not a curated record
AUGGAACUCGAUGCCGCGAAACGGAACGACGACAAGGUCUGCUACAACUGCGGCAAGAAGGGACACUUUGCCCGUAACUGCCGACAGAAAAAGCAAGGGAAAGUACCUGAGCCCACACGACAAGCAAACGUGGCUCAAAAGACCGACCAUGACAGUAAGCACUGGACGACGUGCUAUAACGACGCUUGCCUAGUACACAUCCAAGGCAAGGAGGCCUCGGGAUGGUUCCCAAAAGCCACGGGACAGCCAAGGGUUGUUGCUGUAGGAAAAAGGGGGUCACCCGGAAAGGAACUACUCAGGCCAAAGGAACGGAACGAUACCCCACCAGGAAUGAACAGGAUCAGGUCCGGAGACGACUCAGACGAAGGACCCGAAUUCGCAUGGGACGGAGACACGUACUCGGUAGCCACAGAAGACAACAGUGAGCGAACACGGGCGUGGCUCGAAGAAAAAGAAGACCGGGGGGAAAACCCGUUCACUCCCCUACCGGAAAGCGACGAUGAGAAAUACGGACGAAUGAUGGCCACUCAACAACAACCGGCCCCGAGCGGAGAACAGAUGGUCAUCGCACUCCCAGGAAUAACUCCUCGCCAAGCAGUAGCAGGAGGAAGAAGAGAAGCCGUACGAGAUCAGGAGGAUCCACGACUACAUUACAAGGACGAACGACACAACCAGAUUUCGUGGUCUGCGUGCGUGUUCGAUGAAUGCUCAAGGCAUCUAGCGAAGAAACUGAAGCACCAAUUUAUGCCCAGGCGGUGGAAAGAAUUCCCACUACGUGCAUAUUUGGAAGAAGACCUGGAGUAUUGGGAGAUCUUCCACCAAGACACGGUAAAGGGGUAUGCCGUCCUACGAAUGAGACUCGACUACCCAGUCGACUGUGUACUCGGACGGAGAGCAACGAUUGAUUGCACCACAGUAGUGUGCAAAAUCCACCGACUCAGGAAACUAGAGUCGUGGCAUCGACAGCAGGAAUCGCAAGAAGAAGCCAGGAAAGGGCAAGUGCACCUCCGACACAGUCGGACACAGAAACGAAUGCAAAGGGUGAGGGAGGGUGCCUCUGCCACCCCGACGCCCAGCUUGGACGAAUUAUUGGGGAACGAGCCCGCUCCAGACCCCGAAGUCUUAGAAAAAAGGGCACAAAGAAUCCGGCUUGCGACAGAACGAGCCAAGAAGGAAGCCGACCGAAACCCACGGGUCAGCCUCGACUUAGCCUACAAGCGACAAUACAAAGCGCUAGCACGACAGAUGAGACACCACGACCAAGUGCUCGAAGCCACCAUGCUCGCCUUGGAAGAACAAUCACGCACGGGACAACCGGCACGGUAUACGGAGUACGUGAGGCAACUCCGCGAAGAAGCCACCGGCCAGUCUGUGCCAAAAAACGACGAGUACCGUCGUUAG